Molecule: messenger RNA, 768 nt
Organism: Chaetomium globosum CBS 148.51
Lineage: Eukaryota; Fungi; Ascomycota; Sordariomycetes; Sordariales; Chaetomiaceae
Exons: 2
Coding region: 1-768 (255 amino acids)
Biological process (GO): ATP metabolic process; proton transmembrane transport
Cellular component (GO): fungal-type vacuole membrane
Molecular function (GO): ATP binding; proton-transporting ATPase activity, rotational mechanism
Source: RefSeq, a predicted model, not a curated record
AUGAAGCGCACCACCCUCAUCGCCAACACAUCCAACAUGCCUGUCGCUGCCCGUGAGGCCUCUAUCUACACCGGUAUUACGGUCGCCGAAUACUUCCGAGACCAAGGCAUGAACGUGGCCAUGAUGGCUGAUUCGUCUUCCCGCUGGGCUGAGGCGCUCAGAGAACUCUCAGGCCGUUUGGGUGAAAUGCCUGCGGAUCAGGGUUUUCCGGCCUACCUCGGCGCCAAGCUUGCUUCCUUCUACGAGCGCGCCGGUAAAGUCCAGACACUCGGUAGCCCCGCCCGCGACGGCAGUGUGAGCAUUGUUGGCGCCGUGUCCCCGCCUGGUGGUGACUUCUCAGAUCCGGUCACCGCUUCCACGCUCAGUAUCGUGCAGGUCUUCUGGGGCUUGGACAAGAAACUCGCCCAGCGCAAGCACUUCCCGUCCAUCAACACCGAAGAACUCGACCAGGUGGUGCAGCUGGUCGGCAAAUCGGCGCUCUCGGACCCGGACAAGAUCACCCUGGACAUGGCGACGCUGAUCAAGGAGGACUUUUUGCAGCAGAACGGCUACUCGGACUACGACCAGUUCUGCCCCAUCUGGAAGACCGAGUGGAUGAUGAAGCUCAUGAUGGGCUUCCACGACGAGGCCCAGAAGGCCAUCGCCCAGGGCCUGAGCUGGGCCAAGGUGCGCGACGCCACCCAGGAGCUGCAGGCCCAGCUGCGCAGCCUCAAGUUCGAGGUGCCUAGCGAUGGUCAGGAGACUAUCUGCAAGAAGGUACGUGUUUGA